Molecule: messenger RNA, 547 nt
Organism: Colletotrichum destructivum
Lineage: Eukaryota; Fungi; Ascomycota; Sordariomycetes; Glomerellales; Glomerellaceae
Exons: 2
Coding region: 154-546 (130 amino acids)
Biological process (GO): mitochondrial respiratory chain complex IV assembly
Cellular component (GO): mitochondrion
Source: RefSeq, a predicted model, not a curated record
UCUUUGGGACUUGGCCCCAGCCAAUCAUAACGGACUCGAUUUUUCCUCAGUGCUCAUCGCAAACUCGAAGCUCCGACAGCUCCAGAAGUCGCACCACUCACCAUCCGCAUCUGUGUCCAUCCACCGAGGGAAUGCCACAGCACCGUCGUCAGCAUGCCUAGCUCUUGCAAAGAACUGCGCGAGGCCCUCGCGCAGUGCCUCCAGGAAUCCGAGUGCGUAAUGGUCCAACGCAACAGCGCCUCCGACUGCCUCCGCUCGCCCCUCGUUGAGACCCUCCCCACGAAGUGCCAGCAGCUCAAGAAGGGCUUCGGCGAGUGCAAGCGCGGCAUGGUCGACAUGCGCAAGCGCUUCCGCGGCAAUAUGCCCGUGAACUACAAGACCAUGAACGACGCCGAGGCCGGCAAGGGCUACCAGCUGUACGCCGGACGCCCGGCCUUCGCCGGCGGCAGGGGCGAGACCGACGGCAACGAACCCGCGCCCAGGGAUUGGCGCGAGGUUGAGAACGAGCAGUACCGGAAAGAGCAGGAGGCAGCUCAGAAGAAGUAAG